GUACUAAUAAUUAAUACCUAUUUUGGGUUACAGGACAUAGACAAUAUAUGACAUGUAUGUAAGCUUUUUCAAGCUUCACGAAAACAACGGACUAGAACUAGUGUGUAUGGAAGUGCGUUAGAUUGAUUGCGCCGCAAGUAAUUUUCUGUGUGUCGUAUAAGGUGAGGAAUGAAUGAGGAUAAAUCAAUUUAAGUGGUCAAAAAGGGAACAAAUUUUAUUUAAGUUGCAUCAAAUUCAGAAUGGCUAGUUUAGAGCAACAAGCAUCUAAACUUUUGGAUUUUAACCAAAAAUUAGACAUCAAUUUACUUGAUAAUAUUGUUGGAUGCUUGUAUUCAACUGUCGGAGAGCAACAACGCAUUGCCCAGGAUAUAUUGACUGCUCUUAAAGAACAUCCUGAUGCUUGGACUCGUGUUGAUACAAUAUUGGAAUAUUCUCAAAAUCAGGAAACUAAAUAUUAUGCUCUACAAAUAUUAGAGCAAGUUAUACAGACUAGAUGGAAAGUUUUACCACGAAAUCAAUGUGAAGGGAUAAAAAAAUACAUUGUGGGUCUAAUUAUUAAAAAUUCAUCCGAUCCUGUUGUUAUGGAAAAUAACAAAGUAUAUUUGAAAAAACUCAACAUGAUAUUGAUCCAGGUGUUAAAAAGAGAAUGGCCCCACAAUUGGGAAACUUUCAUUAGUGAUAUAGUGGGUGCUUCUAAGACAAAUGAGAGUCUUUGUCAAAAUAACAUGGUAAUUUUAAAACUCUUAAGUGAGGAAGUAUUUGUGUUUAGUACUGGACAACUCACACAGACCAAAGCAAAACAUCUCAAGGAUACUAUGUGCACAGAAUUCAGUCAAAUUUUUCAAUUGUGUCAAUUUGUGCUUGAAAACUCCCAAAAUGCUCCAUUAGUUGAUGCAACACUCCAUACAUUACUACGAUUUUUGAAUUGGAUUCCACUUGGAUAUAUAUUUGAAAUGAAAUUGAUAAGUACUCUAAUUUUUAAAUUCCUGAAUGUGCCUAUGUUUCGUAAUGUAACUUUGAGUUGUUUGACAGAGAUUGCUGGAGUUAUUGUCAGCAAUUAUGAGGAACAAUUUGUGGCAUUACUGGUGCAAACAAUGGAACAACUGGAGGUGAUGCUCCCACUCACUACCAAUAUUCGUGAAGCUUAUGCAACUGGUCGACAUCAGGAACAAGUAUUUAUACAAAAUUUAGCUUUGUUUCUGUGUACAUACUUAAAAGAACAUGGGGAGCUUAUUGAAAGAAGGGGUCUCACAAAUACUUUGAUGAAUGCUCUUCGCUAUCUGGUUCUGAUAUCAGAAGUAGAAGAAGUGGAAAUAUUUAAAAUUUGCUUGGAAUACUGGAAUGCAUUAGCUACUGAUUUAUAUAAAAUGUCACCAUGCUCACAUUCCUCCAGUUUGUACAGCCUGGGUAAGAGUGUAGGGAGAAAGGCUUUGUAUGCUGAAGUCCUUAGUAGUGUGCGGUAUAUAAUGAUAUCCAGAAUGGCCAAACCAGAGGAAGUAUUGGUAGUUGAAAAUGAAAAUGGUGAAGUUGUGCGGGAAUUCAUGAAAGAUACUGAUUCAAUAAAUCUGUAUAAGAACAUGAGGGAAACAUUAGUUUACUUAACACAUUUGGAUUAUCAAGACACAGAGCGCAUCAUGACUGAAAAAUUACAGAAUCAAGUUAAUGGUACUGAGUGGUCAUGGAAAAAUCUUAAUACACUAUGUUGGGCUAUUGGUUCCAUUUCUGGAGCUAUGAUGGAAGAAGAUGAAAAACGAUUUCUGGUUGUUGUUAUAAAAGAGCUAUUAGGAUUAUGUGAACAGAAAAAGGGUAAAGACAACAAAGCCAUUAUUGCUAGCAACAUUAUGUAUGUGGUUGGUCAAUAUCCUCGUUUCCUACGUGCUCACUGGAAGUUUUUGAAAACUGUUGUGAAUAAACUUUUUGAAUUCAUGCAUGAGACUCAUGAUGGUGUACAAGAUAUGGCUUGUGACACAUUCAUAAAAAUUGCUCUUAAGUGUCGUCGUCACUUUGUCACUACCCAAGUCGGAGAAGCUUGUCCUUUUAUUGAAGAAAUUUUAAGCACAAUCAGCACUAUUAUUUGUGACUUACAGACCCUCCAAGUACAUACUUUCUAUGAGGCUGUGGGGUACAUGAUUAGUGCACAAAUUGAUCAAGUUGCUCAAGAGCAGCUAAUUGAAAAGUAUAUGCUUCUUCCCAAUCAAGUAUGGGAUGAUAUUAUAUCACAAGCCUCACAUAAUGUUGAUAUACUUAAAGAUACAGAAGCUGUCAAACAACUUGUUAGUAUUCUUAAGACCAAUGUCCGUGCUUGUCGUGCUUUAGGACACCCAUAUGUUGUGCAGCUGGGUAGAAUAUAUUUGGAUAUGUUAAAUGUAUACAAGGUAAUGUCUGAGAAUAUUAGUCAGGCUAUAGCAUUGAAUGGUGUUGUUGUCACUAAACAACCACUCAUAAAAAACAUGAGAAUAAUUAAGAAAGAAACACUGAAAUUGAUAGCUAGUUGGGUGUCACGAUCUACUGACAACAGUAUGGUUCUCGAAAAUUUUAUUCCACCACUGCUUGAUGCUGUUCUCUUGGAUUAUCAACGAACUACAGUACCAGAUGCACGAGAGCCUGAAGUUUUGUCCUGUAUGGCUGCAAUUGUCUAUAAACUUGGUGGACAUAUAACAUCAGAAGUUCCAAAAAUAUUUGAUGCUGUAUUUGAAUGUACUCUUGAGAUGAUCAAUAAAGAUUUUGAAGAGUAUCCGGAACACAGAACAGAGUUCUUUUUGCUUUUGCAAGCAGUUAAUACACAUUGUUUCAAGGCAUUCCUAAGUAUACCACCAGCACAAUUUAAGCUGGUUUUGGAUUCUAUUAUUUGGGCAUUUAAGCACACAAUGAGAAAUGUAGCAGAUACUGGCCUUCAAAUAUUAUAUCGAUUACUACAAAAUGUAGAACAACAUCCUCAGGCAGCACAAAGUUUCUACCAGACAUAUUUAUGUGAUAUCUUGGAACAUGUCUUCAGUGUAGUGACUGACACUUCCCAUGGUGCGGGUCUCACCAUGCACGCUACAAUAUUAGCGUACAUUUUCUCUUUGGUGGAGGCAGGCCGUGUCACAGUGGCGCUUGGUCCUACACCCGAUAAUGUCCUAUAUAUACAGGAAUAUGUGGCAAAUCUUCUUAAAACAGCAUUCCCUCAUUUAACAGACAACCAAAUAAAAAUUACUGUACAAGGGUUGUUUAAUUUGGACCAAGAUAUUCCUGCUUUUAAAGAUCAUCUGAGAGAUUUCUUAGUACAGAUAAGGGAAUAUACUGGGGAAGAUGACAGUGAUCUGUAUUUGGAGGAGCGUUUAUUUGCUCUCCGCCAAGCCCAAGAAGAGAAGCGAAGGGUACAACUAUCUGUACCUGGUAUUCUUAACCCUCAUGAAUUGCCUGAAGAGAUGCAAGAUUAAAUUGUAACUUACUAACAAACAAAACACUAUGGUAACAGUUCAAUUCAACGUUAAGGACAGGGGAUAAGAUAAAAGAUAAAAAUAUGGAUACCUAUUUAUUAUAUCAGGAUCUAAACAAUUCCAUAUAUUUUUUUACACAAAUGACCUUACAAAUAAAAUUAAUACUGACAUGAAUUAUAUAAAUUAUGUUUAAGUGGGUACUUAAGUUAUACAUGUAUGUUAUUCUUGUUCAAACAUAUUUGAGAUAGAUUAAUAUAAAGAUUGUUUAGUGUGAAUCCUGAUGGAGGGUCCUAGAAAUGUAUUAAUUCCAGACAUUCUAACUUUAGAUGAUAACAUCUAUUCUGGAAUAAUAUUAAGCUAAUCAAUAAGAGUAAAGUAAUAAGCGCAUGGAAUGAAUUGAAAUGUUUACAUUGUACUCCAUUAUAUCAGUUUAAAUCAGAGGAACUUAGUGAUUAAUUACAAUGAAAGUAAUUAAUUACCAUAAAGAAGUGAAAUAACAAUAUUUUGCAGCGAGAGUGGCAUAAUAUUGUUUUAAUGAAGGUAUAUAUGUAACAAAUAUAUUAUUUCCUCUAGAAUAAUUACGCGAAAAUAGAAAAUUCACAAAGUAUUGGUGACAUAGGCUGCUGUAAUUUUGGGUCACGUAAUGGACUGUUACCGAUGGUGUGGGUCAGAGUCUUGUACCUUCAAAAUGUUGCCCUCUUAUGCCAGUUUGUACAGAGGUCCGUUAGGAACAAUGCAAGGUGAUGAAUGUAAGUGAAUGGGUUAUAUAAACCUUUUCUAUGACGGUAUGUUUUGUUGGCACAAGAUUUACUUGACCAUUUUAGUUAUAAGCUGAAAAUCAUGCAUCAAUUUACAUUGCUAUAACGGAAAUAGAAUAUUUCUAUGUUUUUAAGAUAAUCUGCAAAUGUAGGUAACGAAAUCUCUGUGAUGGAAAUCAGUGUCGGAUAUUCAACAUGUGCGGUACGGAAACUGAGUAUUACUUAGUAGAUUCUAGAAAAACUGUUAAGUGCAUUGCUGUUAGUAACAUUUUUAUGUUUUGUUUAAUGUUGUCAGAACUAAUUUCGUAUGGUUUUGAAAUCUAAAUAUUCAAAAUAGAUUUCUGGAUGCAUUUUGGAUCCGAUUAACUGUCAGUCUUUCAAUUUUGUGUUUGAAUAAACCUAUAAAUAUUAAUAAAA
Molecule: messenger RNA, 4597 nt
Organism: Galleria mellonella (greater wax moth)
Lineage: Eukaryota; Metazoa; Arthropoda; Insecta; Lepidoptera; Pyralidae
Gene: emb
Product: exportin-1
Exons: 4
Coding region: 240-3422 (1060 amino acids)
Biological process (GO): ribosomal large subunit export from nucleus; protein export from nucleus; ribosomal small subunit export from nucleus
Cellular component (GO): cytoplasm; nucleus
Molecular function (GO): small GTPase binding; nuclear export signal receptor activity
Source: RefSeq, a predicted model, not a curated record